Messenger RNA from Girardinichthys multiradiatus, 8557 nucleotides. It is a transcript of the gene xkr6b, whose product is annotated as XK, Kell blood group complex subunit-related family, member 6b. The record is from RefSeq and is a predicted model, not a curated record. The transcript is spliced from 3 exons. Gene Ontology annotation, biological process: engulfment of apoptotic cell; apoptotic process involved in development; phosphatidylserine exposure on apoptotic cell surface. Gene Ontology annotation, cellular component: plasma membrane. Bases 355 to 2091 code for a protein of 578 amino acids. Lineage: Eukaryota; Metazoa; Chordata; Actinopteri; Cyprinodontiformes; Goodeidae.
CAGAAGAGAGGGAAAACAACGGAACCGAGCAGAAUGGAAUAAAAAUGAAAGCAAAGACAGUGUUGGACCACAGCUGGAUGUGAGGGGUACCAAAUGAAAUUGCUUAAACUGAGGGAUUAGUGCGAUCAGGUGGUGAUAGAUCUGCAGUGGAAAGGAAAGGGGGGGAGAGCAAAAUAUGAGCUGCGUCUUCGGUGACGCUGGCGCGCAGUUUGGGGACGGAGUCCGCAGCGGCGACGCGCUGACAACCCGCUUUUAGAUGGCUCCAACAUUUGGGGUGCAGCAAAACAGGUGUCAGGGAAGUGUCGUCACGAACCCCGGAAGCCGGAGGAGGAGGUGGGAACAUCAGAGGGAAAGAUGGCAGCGAAAUCCGAUGGUCGCGGGGUCGUCACCGGUUUCGCCCAGCUGCACAACCUGGACGAAGUGGUGGGGACUGGAGAGGACGACGGGCGGGACGGCAGCUCCUUCCACAUCUGCCACUGCUGCAACACCUCGUCGUGCUACUGGGGCUGCCGGAGCGCCUGUCUGCAUUACCUUCGGAGGAAGGGGAGAGGGAAGGAGAGGGAAGCGGGGCGACCACCACAGGAGGAGCGCCUCUGGCUGGACUGCCUGUGGAUCGUCCUGGCGCUGCUGGUGUUCUUCUGGGACGUGGGCAUCGAUCUGUGUCUGGCCGCUCACUACUACCACAAGCGGAACUUCUUGUGGUCGGGCCUGACCCUGUUCUUCGUGCUGGUGCCCUCGGUUCUGGUCCAGAUCCUGAGCUUCAGGUGGUUUGUACAGGAUUACACCGGCGGCGGACUGGGCUCCGUGGAGGGACUUAGCAGUCGGAGGGCUACGACUAGUUUCCAGAGAGACAGGUGCUGUCGUCUGUCUGUCUGGCUCUGGCAGACCAUCAUUCACAUCUUUCAGAUGGGACAAGUGUGGAGGUACAUUCGCACCAUGUACCUUGGGAUACAAAGUCAUCGGCAGAAGGAGAACCAGAGGCGCUUUUAUUGGGCUAUGAUGUACGAGUAUGCUGAUGUCAACAUGCUGCGACUGCUGGAGACCUUCUUAGAAAGCGCCCCUCAGUUGGUGCUGCAGCUCUGCAUCAUGAUCCAGAGCAACAAGGCUGAGUGGCUGCAGUGUCUUUCUGCAAUGUCCUCCCUCCUGUCCCUGGCCUGGGUGCUAGCCUCCUACCACAAGCUCCUCCGUGAUUCGCGUGAUGACAAGAAGAGCAUGAGUUACCGAGGUGCCCUGGUGCAUCUGUUCUGGCGCCUUUUCACUAUCUCUUCGCGGGUGCUCUCCUUUGCCCUUUUUGCCUCAGUUUUCCACAUCUACUUUGGCAUUUUUGUGGUGCUCCAUUGGUGCGCCAUGGCUUUCUGGGUUAUCCAUGGUGGCACCGACUUUUGCAUGUCCAAAUGGGAAGAAGUACUGUUCAACAUGGUGGUGGGCGUAGUCUACAUCUUCUGUUGGUUCAAUGUACGCGAGGGCCGGACGCGGUACAGAAUGGUGACCUACUACACUGUUGUGUUGUUGGAGAACGCCAUGCUGACCUCACUUUGGUACGCAUACCGUGACCCAGCCACCACUGACGCCUAUGCCUCUUUUGCCAUCUUUGGCGUCUUCCUGUGCUUUGCCUCAGGUGUGGCCUGCAUGAUUCUCUACUAUGGGGUCCUACACCCCAUGGGCCCCCGACUGAGGAUGUUGGCAAGCUCCUGUUGCGCUGAGCUGCUAUGGGGCCUUCCAUUACCACCUGAAGCUGAGCCAAUGGCUCCCACACCUGGGCCCCGUGGCUCCCAGGCUACCCCUACACGAGGUGUGGCAGGGGAACAAAUGGGAUUAGACGAAACAGCUACAGACACAUGCCUUCCGGUUUUCCAAGUGAGGUCUACAGAGCCUGUAGAUGCAGCCGGCAGGCCCAUCCCGCCUGAGGGCCCACUUAUUAAAAUAGACAUGCCCAGAAAACGCUACCCAGCCUGGGAUGCACACUUUGUUGAUAGACGACUGCGCAGGACCAUAAAUGUGCUGCAGUUUAUUAGCCCUAAUGCGGUGGGCAUCAGGUACAGGGACGGUCCACUUCUUUAUGAACUUCUACAGUACGAAUCCUCCCUCUGAAGGCCCUUCCCACGGUUCUAUUUCCACUUAUUCCACAAAAUGAUGCACAUUCAUUUCGUUUCUCCUCAGAUGUUGCAUCUUUCCAUUUAUUCUCGGGCUCUCUUCAUCACUCCUCAAUGAUCCGAAAGGUUUGCAGUUUUCCAGGAUGUGUUUUUUGCUAACCAAAAACCUGACAGAACAGACUACACACACAUUCAAGAAUUAUUUUUGAAAAAAAAAACACAUAAUACACAGAGAAAGUUAUGAACAUUACAGUAUCCCAUUUGAUAAAUAUAUAUAAAUAUAUAUGUCUCAGAUAAAUCUCUAUACUGAUAUAGGAGGCUUCUAAAUGAGUGUGUAAAUAACAUGAAUGUUUCAUUAUGAAAUGUGUUUAUGUGUUAUAAUGUGUUGGUGAUUCAACCUGUGGAUAUUUGUGAAGGGCAUAUUGUUUGUCUCUCUGAUAUGGUACUGGUACAAAGCCUGAUGGGAAUGAUGGAGGAGAGUCUCAGAGGGACCAGUUCUUUGCACACCCCAACAUUUACUGCCAUUUUUUUUGUAAGUCAAAUACAUCACAUAUAUCAUGUUUACAAAGUCUUUAGCCAAUGAAUAAAAAAUAUAUUUAAAAUACAGUGAAAUAUAUAUGUUGAUACUUCAAAGUCCAUAAUAAACAAAAAAUCAUCUAAAUGAUGUAAUUUGGCAUGUUUUUUCCCUAUUUUGCUUUAUUUUGUACAUGCGAACUGUGAUUUCUUUUUUCAAGAUUCCAAAACAAAAAUGAAAAUGCAUUGAAACAUAAAUAAGCACACUGACCUUCAAUCUGUUUCGCUCACAAACUCGUUCUUUUUACAAUGCAGACUGCCCUCUAGUGGAGGUGAGCAGUAACAGAUUGCCUUACACGACUCCAAACAUCAGCACAAAAUCCUAAAGAAACCAUUUAAUACUAAAAAAACAUUAGUUGAAAAUAAGCACAUUUUCCAUAUUAAUUAGAAUAAAACGUAUUACAAGCAUUCCAAAGACGUUUUUUAAAAUAGACUUUAAGUAUUUAUUCAAGGGUGUAAGGGUACAAAUGCAUAUUAAUGUGCAAAUAUUUAAGUACAAAGACAGCCUUCAGGGAAUCCUCCACCAUUCCCUUUUGAAUACCGGAAAGUACAACCUCCCUAUUUUGUUGAUAUGUGCAAAGACUUCCUUAAAACACACAUUUGAGAUAUUUCUCUGCUAUCAUACAUCAUUGUCAACAUUUAUAGUCACUGACAACAUUAUAUAUUUGCCAGAACCCUCUUUUUUAACAUAACUCUAUUCUCUGCGUUAAAAGGUACACUCCUCACCAACUGUGUGCCCUUAAAUAGGUGAUAACCUUAUAUACCUUAUGUGUCUGCUCUGGCACUUGCUGGCAUGUUGAAACAAAGCCAAAUCAAAUCUUAAAGUACUGUCUUUGUAAUUUAUCUGCUGCCCUCCCACCCUCCAUUGACCUGUUGAAUGGGUCUGAGCAAAACUGUGCCAUCUUAUUGGCACACUGUGCAGCAAUUAUAAAGUUAAGAUAUUCUCCUGGUUGAUUCUGUGUGAGCUCUCCGCCACUGAUACCCCAGGGACAACCACAAUCCUCUCUCUCUAUCUUAAAAAGAAAAGAAAUAUAUAAAACGUAUCUAUCUAUGUAUGUCUACAUAAUACCAUGCCUUCUAAGUCAAAGGAGCUUGACUAAAAUUCCCGCAGAGGGCUACUGAAAAUUCAUGAGAACAAUGAAUGCAUUUCAUACUUCAUUUCAUUUAUAAACUCAAUGAGUCAUUUAAACUUUUAGAUUGUUGUUUGGCAUGAUUUUAGCAUGGUAGUAGUACAUCAACAAAUUAAAUCUAGCAGGGGUUUCCCAAGAGCCCUUUACAACACAGAGAUACCUUGUUCCUGGCUUACUGGCGUUCAGCAUAGCUGUGGCCUCAUGUGCCUGCUAACAUUGUACUGUAAAAAAGCAGAUGCCCUGUAAGUCAAGAAAUAAGGUGAAAGAGGGUUUUUUGCCAGGGAUGGAAAAGAACAUGAGGACAGAUCGCUCUACAGGGACUGAUUAGAUAAUGUAUGGUUGUGGGCGUGGACUCAUGCGUCCAUAGACUUUUCUCACGGUUCUGUUCUCUUGCCGAAUGUUUGGCUCCAUUCUUGGUUGCUGCUCCACCCUCUUCCCCGAUUCUACUGUUCAGGGCCUUGGCACACUCCUGCAAAACUCUCUCUGGUCAAUGACCGACAGGGCUGAGGCUUAACAAACAGAGACCCUGACAUGAGAACUUGCAAUGAGGUACACUGCCAUGACCAAAAGCUUCAAUGUUCAGCCGGGGUCUAACACCCUUCAGCCCUGAGUUAUUUAGGAUAGUUGAGUCAGCAAGGGUGGGGCAAACAGUCAGCACACAAGAUUAAUGAAUAUCUGUAUGCAAACAAUUAAGUUCUUAAUUUUUUCAUUAUAUUAACUAGAUUACCUUCUCUGUUUAGUGAAGGAACAGCCAUGCAAACAGGUAGCUGAUGAGUGAUUGAUUAAUAACUAUUGUUACGCAAAACAAAAGAAGAAAAAUAGCCAACAGAGGUGUUCCUCAGGACCAACAACCAAGACCACUGACCAAGCUGACUCAGGGGUGUCUCAAUGCAGUUCUCAUUUCCAGGUGCAUCCUUUAGGGUCUGCAUUAUUUUUUGUCCUUACAUAUUCCAUCCUGGAUCACUCCUCGGCUGGGAUUACACCCUUCAGUUCCAGUUUACACUUUUUCUUUCAAUAGGAAUUGUUGUUUUUAAUUAGAUUAAGGCUCUAUUUUGUGGUGGUUGGCUGUCUGGCAGGCAGUGCAUACUUUCUAAACACUGCUGACAUUUUCCAUAGGAGGACACAUGUCCAAAUCAGGUGCAAAUACACUGUGACUUAUUCAUUUUUUUCCCUGUCUGUGACUGGGUGGGAUAAGGAGAUAAAAGAUGGUGAGGAGCAGUACAACAGUAUUACAUAGCUCCACAUACAAGAUUAUGUUAGACUGGGCUGAAUUUCAUUUUUGUGGUGCUUGUUGUAUAAUGCAGAGUAUUUAUGCUUGUGUAACUGUAUCAUUAAAAUAGAAGUGACUGCAAAAUAAUUCACUUUAAAGACUAGAAAGAGUGUACAUGCACAACUCUUAAAUUGUUUUGAAACAUAAAGUAUAUUUUAUGUAUUUCUACCGAACAACCACCAUUCUGCCACAAUCUGUAACCAAUGAUUAGCCAGAUAAUAAGUGGGUCUUGUAUUGUUCUUUUUAGUUUUUUCCUAUAAUCUUUAAAUUUACAUGGGUCUCAAGAGCAAAGCUAAAUAUAACAAAAUUAAGGAAGUUUAUCUACAGUAAAACAGUGUUUAGGAUGAUACACAUUAGACCAUAGCUAACGUCUUAAAGAAAUCCCCUACAGAGAUCUCAGUCAGGAUACCUUUUCAAUACCAGAACUCCUGAUGACCGCAACACACAGCAAGAGCAUUUGAACAGCAAGUUUGUUCGUCUAAGUCCUUGUUGUGCCUUGUUACUUUGGGUGCUUCAAUCCUGCCAUGGCAGCCAGGUACACAAACAGCAAUGCCAGCGUCUUUCUUUACUUUCUUCUCAUGUGCCAACCUGCUCAUCAAGAUGAUAACAUCAAGCCAGUCAACUUUGACAGUGCCUUUCAAAAGUAUCCAUACCCUUUCAGCUGUUUCACUUGUUGUCAGGUAUAACUACACACGUAAAUGUAGUUUUAUCGGAUAGACCAACUGAAAGUAUUGCGUAAUUGUGAAGUGGAUGGAACAUUACAUGUGGCUUUUUAAAUGUUUUACAAAGAAAAAUAUGAAAACAGCAGCACACAUUUAUAUUGAGGCUCUUUGAGUCAGUCUGUUUUAGAGAUUUCUUUUCCCCAGCAAGUCUUUUUGGGAAGGUUUUUACCAGCUUUGAACAUCUAGAGACUGACAUUUUUGCCCAUCCUUCCGUGUGAAAUGGUCCAAACUCAGACAGAUUGGAUGGAGAGUAUCUGGGAGCUUCAUCUUUCAGGUUUUUCCACAGAUCCUCAAUUGUAUUUAGGAUUAAGCAUUGCUGUAAGGUUUACCUUAACUCUUUUUGAGCCUCUAACAGGUUUUCUUCCAGGAUUACCAUGAAUUUAGCUCGAUUCACAGAAAACAUCCCAACAGUAUGAUGCUGCCACCACCAUGUCCAUUUUGGUCUCAUCUAACCCAAGCACUUUCCUUCACAUGUUUGCUGAGUCCCCAACAUGGCUUGUAGCAAACUCCAAGGACUAGAUUUGUGAAGUGCAAGGCUCAUACAAUCUAUCUUGUUGACGGAUUCUACCAUAAAAACUGUUUAUCUCUGCAGCUCCUCCAGAGUUGCCAUGGGCCUCUUGGCUGCUCUCUGGUUAAUGCUCUACUUGCCUGUCAGUUUAGGUGUGUCUUCAUGGUGCCUUUUGUUCACUAAUGUUCUCCAACAAACCUCCGAGACCUUCACAGAACAGCUGGAUAAAUACUGAGAUUAAAUUACACACAUUAUACACUCUAAAGGCAAUUAGUUGCACGUGGUUUUAUUGGGGUGUAUCACAGUAAAAGGGGAAUAGUAUAAAUUCAUGCCACACUUUUUAGAUUUAUUUUUCAUCAAACAUUUUGAAAACAACUUAUUAUUUUCCUUCCACUUCUCAAUGAUGCACUACUUUGAGUUGUUUUUUCACAUAAAAUCCCGAUAAAACACGCUGAGGUUUGCAGUUGUAACAUGACAAAACUCAAAAAAUUUAAAUAGGAAUGAAUACUUUUGCAAGGCAUUGGAUUAUGCCCCCUGUUAAUUUAGCACAUUACAGCCGUGGGUUUAUACUUGCCUCUGAAGAAACUUUUGAACUGUUUUUGUUGGAGAUUUACAACACAAACCAACCACGACGUUAAAAAAGAUAUGGUCAACGAUUGUUAAAGUACUUUUGUUGAUGCCUUCUUAUUUCUUGCACUUAUGAAUAUUUUGUUGUGCCAAGAAGUAAACUUUAAGCGUUUUUUGGUGUUUUGUGAGUGUGUCCUCUGGCCAAAACAACAAUGCCUGUAGUUUAAAUAUGAGGAAGUUGAUGACAAAAUGUGUAAAAAUGUGUUGUGUAGGAUUUUCUGUGAUAAAACAGGUAGAUCAUUACAUUGUUUUCAAAUUCCCAUAUUUUCUUCCACUUCCUAGCAUGCCUUUCAGGGCUCAUUGUCAGGUGACCCUCAGCAUUUAGCAUGUCAGUGCUCAAAUGACCUUCUGAUUUCUACAUUAAUUUGUAGCAGCAGACCACUGUAGUGUUUGACCUGGUUUAAGUGACAACUAUCGUUUUUACCACAAGGAAAAGGAUGUUGAGAUAGCAGAUCAGUGCAUUUAUUUUUCCAUAUUUGUUCCUCCUCUAUCUUUUGUCAAUAACCUGGUGCUGAAAAAAACUACAUUUAAAAGGUGCUACCAGGGUGGACUGCAGAGUCCACUUUUUGGCUUUCCAAGAGUAUAGACUUGCAGUGAAACUGAGAAAGCCUGCACCUCACAAACUUGCAGUCUUAGAAUGCUCUGCAGCCAGCACCUCAAAUCCACACAGUUUACAGCAGAACUCAACUCUCAAUGGUGCCAUUUUAAUUUUCCAACCUUCACAAAAAAAGACUACACUUUCUUACUGCUUGAAUAAUGUUUAUUCUACUGGGUUCAACAUACCGUGUGGUUUUAUUUUGCAAUAAAUCUGUCUGCACUAGGAUUUCCUUUUUUUUUCUCUGAGAGAAUGAAAUCGGCAGAUGACAAAGUGAAUCCUUUUAGCAAAAGCAAAGGAGCACAAAUGUACGUCUGCCACUGGACUUUGGGUUGAAAAUAUAUAUAGAACGUGAUUGCUGUGUCGUAAAUUCCUGUCACCUAUAUGUCCUUUAUCUGUGUGUAUCUAUUUUUGUUCUUAUUCUUUUGCUAUUGUAGAAUCAGCUGUACUAUUUUGUUCAAAAAUGAAUUUGAUAUUUUGACAAAGCAUCUACGUCUUAAUAUUGCUGCUGAAUUUUUGGAAUUGUUCUAAAAAGUGUUGGGAAUUUGGCUUUGUUUAUAUUUAAUCAACUUAUUGAUUGUGUUAGCUUGUUGGUGUGUUCCAUGAAUACUCCAGGAGGGGGGGGGGGUACAUGAUUUAUCUAAGGUAUUCCAAAAGUUAGUCAUUAAAUCUGCUACAAAAUGUAGCUUCUUACGAUUGUGGAAACAUGCAGCCUAUGUUUUGAGAGAAAAACAUAUAAAAAGAGAUUUCUUUGUUGUUGUCAAAUAUGAAAUGUAAGUAAAUUGUUUUAAUGAAUCCCCGCUUCUUUAAAAAAAAAAAAAAAAGCAAAACUGAUGUCCAGUGUUGUACCUACACCCUAUUUUUGGGAACAAUAUGAAUAUUAUUAACAUAUGGUGCUAAAGUUCUUUUUGUAUGUUUUGGUUUUUAGAUGAAAAGAGAAAUAUUAUGCUGAAAAUGUAAUGUUAAGCCUUACUGUAGAUUCAUAUAACAGACUGUUCAUCCCAGAAGAGAAAAAUAAAUAUAGUAUUUGAAAGUGCAA